Episyrphus balteatus (marmalade hoverfly) is the source of this 1797-nucleotide messenger RNA. It is a transcript of the gene DIP-beta, whose product is annotated as neurotrimin. The transcript has 10 exons. Gene Ontology annotation, cellular component: neuron projection. The record is from RefSeq and is a predicted model, not a curated record. NCBI's taxonomy places the organism in Eukaryota, Metazoa, Arthropoda, Insecta, Diptera, Syrphidae. Bases 298 to 1644 code for a protein of 448 amino acids.
ACACGAUGCAACAGUAGAAAAAGUGUACGCAAAGUUUAAAGAAGAAAAAAAAUUGUAUAUUUUUGUUGUUGUUGUUGUUUUGAGGGAUUACCUGACGUAGAGAGUGACAUAGAUUCCUGUGUGCCCAUCAUAAAGUUUUGCAAACUCUACCGCGGCUGGCGCUCUUGCAGAGGAUAAUCGAACUUUAUUUGUUUGGUUUUGUCGCUGUUGCUCCUUUCAUGGAUUACAAAUGAAAAUCGAGGCCAGCAAGGACUUCAGAUGAUGAUCAACAGCAAUGGUAUUUAAAGGAAAUUCAGGAUGACGAAUUUGCCCUUCAGCUGCUGCUACCGAACGCGAACGUCCUUGGUAAGAGGAUUAACUUGGUAUUCAUUAUCUGACAUAAGCAUAGGAUGGAGGCUACUGAUGGGGUUGCUCAUAUUCAACUGUGUUGGUGAAUGCGAUGUAGCAGCAUUUGAACCAGAUUUUGUGUUUCCAUUGGAAAACGUGACUGUAGCACAAGGUCGUGAUGCCACAUUCACAUGCGUCGUCAAUAACCUAGGUGGUUAUAGGGUGAGUGGGGAUGGAGCUCAAGCAAGGGUGGCUUGGAUAAAGGCAGACGCCAAAGCGAUUCUCGCUAUUCACGAGCAUGUUAUAACGAACAAUGAUCGAUUAACUGUCACACAUAAUGACUUCAAUACAUGGACACUGGUAAUACGAAAUGUCAAAAUGGAGGACUCUGGCCAGUAUAUGUGUCAAGUGAACACAGAUCCGAUGAAAAUGCAAACAGCUCGACUAGAAGUUGUGAUUCCACCCGAUAUUGUAAAUGAAGAAACCUCCGGCGAUAUGAUGGUGCCGGAGGGUGGCUCUGCCAAGUUGGUGUGUCGUGCUCGAGGACAUCCCAAGCCAAAAAUAACGUGGCGUCGCGAAGAUGGCAGAGACAUCAUUGCACGCAACGGAGCCCAUCAAAAGACUAAGGCUUUGGCAGUUGAAGGUGAAAUGCUGACGCUGUCAAAAGUCACGCGAUCGGAAAUGGGCGCAUACAUGUGCAUAGCAUCGAAUGGAGUACCUCCGUCAGUGAGUAAACGCAUGAAGCUACAGGUCCACUUUCAUCCUUUGGUGCAAGUACCAAACCAGUUGGUGGGUGCUCCCGUUUUAACAGAUGUCACACUAAUUUGCAAUGUCGAGGCAUCCCCAAAGGCGAUAAAUUAUUGGCAACGGGAAAACGGUGAGAUGAUAAUUGCCGGUGAGAGAUAUCACCUAACGGAAAAGGAGAACUCAAUGUACGCCAUGGAAAUGGUACUGCACAUAAGGCGUUUGCAGACCAGUGAUUUUGGCGGCUACAAGUGUAUCUCGAAAAAUAGCAUCGGCGAUACGGAGGGUACCAUUCGACUUUAUGAAAUGGAAAGACCUAAAGGAAAAUCGCAAAGGGAUGAUGAAGCUAAUGAAGUUGCGAAAAACGAUGCAAUUCUCAAUGAAAAUCGUCGCGAAGAUGGUUCCCGUAAUCAAAAUGGUCGACUAUAUAAAGAACGUGGUGAUCCUGGCCUUUAUAAUAGUUGUACGAAAACUAAACAAUUUUCACUAAAAACAAUAAUAACAUCAUCAUUAGCUGUUUUAUUAUUACAAUCAUCAUCAUGGCUAAGCAUAAAACAAUGUCGCUAUUUAUAGCUUCAAGGAUAAAUAUUAUUAUAAUAUUAUAAUAUAUUAUUAAAAUAUAGAUUAAAUAUAUAUUUAAACAAAAUAUUUAAAAACAAAAAAAAAAAUUAAAAAAUAUAUAUAUCAAAUAAAGCGAACAAAAUUAAAUGUUACCUCGUUAGAUAA